UGACGAGGUUUCGUCGUGUUGGCCAGGCUAGUCUCGAACUCCUGACCUCAGGUGAUCCACCCACCUCAUUCUCCCAAAGUGGAGGAUUACAGGCGUGAGCCACCGUGCCCGGCCACUUUGCCCCUUUAUAUUGGGAACAAAGAAAUCAUACCAAAGAUAUCUGGCCCAAAAGCACUGGAGAUAUGGGAUGGAUACCCAAAGAACUGUGUAUUCACACCAUUAUAUUACAAAGUACUGACUGGCAUGCCAUUUAAUGUAUUUAUUGAUUAGCUCCAAAUGCAACAUUUUGGCUAUGUGGCACUAACCUAUGACCAUGGUUACUUCCAGGAUAGUCAGGAUGAUGUUCUUCGCGUUAUGCUUAAUCAUAUGGUUGAGCAGUUUGUACUUUGCCAAAGACUGCAAAUUUUCCUUAGUUAUGAUCUCAUUGGGUUCAUUCUGUGUUCCACUGGUAUGAUCACUUAGCUUCCAUCUUCAUACCACAAUUGAGGGUUGAAGAUGUUAUUUGGCAUAUAGAGGUCCUAACCAAUUAUACCAAAAAGAUAGCAACAUAAGUAUUCCAUUAUUAAACAAUAAAGUCACUCUUAUGGAAAAGGCCAUAUUACAAAACCAUAUGGCUUUUGACAUACUCACCGAAGCCCAGGGAGGAACUUGCAUUAUCAUAAAAACUGUGUGUUAUGUCUGUAUCCCAGAUGAAUCAGAUAGUAUCACUAAGUUAAUGGAUAAUAUGAAAACCUCAGCAACUAACCUUUCAGAUCCAACACAUCUUUAAACAACUGGCUAAGCAGCUAGUUUUGAUCUUGAAGACUUGGUGGCAAAAGCUGUUACUUAUUCUAGGAAUCAUAAUCAUUUGUUGUUGUCUUGUUUUUGUCUGCACUGCUAUUAGACUGCCACUGCGCCUGGCUAUUAAUCAGAUUUUAAAAUAAAGUUAAAAAAAUUUUUUUUUUACAAAUUCACACGAAAAGCAAGUACAGUGGUUCUCAAACAUGAUUGGGCGACAGACUGUGCAGCUUGCCAGAAAUAGGUUUCUCUCAUGAAAAUUCAACCCCCUCCACACACGGCCAUCUACUUUCUUCUUCAGCAGGGACUGCCACCAGGGCAACCGUAUUUUCCUAAAUACCUUAGGAAAGUAGUUCAAAACCUACAUAUAUCUUGGUCAGAACAAAACCUGGCGAACACUCAUGAUAAACGGUAUAUAUAAUUCCUUAAACGAAAUACAGACGUUUGUAAUAUAAGAUAAUCCAUCUUUGUCUGUGGAAUUCCUACUAAUGAAAUACGUUCUUGGAGACCCAAAGACUUAAGUUAUUCCACUUUUUCUUAAUCUUUUAAAUAUUAUUUGUAGGCCAGGCAUGGUGACACACUCUAGUCCCAGCUACUCAAGAGGCUAAGGCAGGAGCAUUGUUGGAGCCCAGGAGCUCCAGGCUGUAGUGUGCUGAUAGCAUUUGUGAAUAACCUCUGCACUCAGCUUGGACAACAUAGCGGGACCCCAUCACUAAUAAAAAAGUGAGAUCAACAUUAUUUAUUCUGUUACUCGGGCAUAAAAUAAAUAUUAAGCACUUACUACAUGCCAGAGUCUAUUAUGUCUGCUGCAGAUAUUGGCUAUCAUAUAGAGUUAUAACUAACAGGAAACCAAAUAAUUACGUAGUAUAAUUUUACGUGGUGAUAAGCACGAUUGUUUCCCCCAAGCCAUGCCCUUAAUUUCUAACUCUUCAGAUAGUGUUUCUUUAAAAAAUUUCUUGCUAAUUUAAAAAAACGUUUGUUUUGAGGCAGGAUCCCACUCUGUUGCCUAAGCUAGACUGCAGCGGUGAGAUCUCGGCUCACUGCAGCCGCCAUCUCCAGGGCUCAAGCGAUCCUCCCGCCUCAGCCACCCGCGCAGCUGGGACCACAGGCGCGCGCCACCAGAUCUCAGUUUUCUCAACAAGACUCUCAUUACUAACAUCCAAGGAUCCAUUAAUUUUCUUUUCCUUGACUCUUCUCGCCUCUGCAGCUUUCCUUCCUCAUCCACUUUUUAAACAAACGCAGGCUUAAAAAGCAGGGAGCACACCCACCACGCUCUCGGUCCCAAACCGCUCUUUCCCUCCCGCUGCCGGCCACGCCUCUUAUAGGCCCGGAAGUUUACCCCACCCUGCAUCGUGAUUCACCGGAAGCGCUCUAGGGAGCCCCGGAGCUUCCGCGCCUGCCCAGUUUUGCUCCGAAAGACUUGCGGAGGAGGGAGCUUGCGGUGCGUUCUGGGAAAGUUGCUGGGCCAGCUCUUUUGUUUCCAGCCUGAGCGUUGCGUUAGGUCUCCCGAGGGUCUUCUGAGGCACCACGGCUCCGGGGUUCUGGGUUCCCGGCUCUCCGCAGGGAAGCCUCCUCUUCGUACCUCGUUUUUUGGCUCGUGGGGGGUCCUCCCACCGCUGGCCGACGCAGCCAGCAUGUCCGGGGUGCGCGCAGUAAGGAUCAGCAUCGAAUCGGCCUGCGAGAAGCAGGUCCAUGAGGUGGGCCUGGAUGGCACCGAGACGUACCUGCCGCCGCUGUCCAUGUCGCAGAAUCUGGCGCGUCUGGCCCAGCGGAUAGACUUCAGCCAGGGUUCGGGCUCCGAGGAGGAGGAGGCGGCGGGGACCGAGGGCGACGCGCAGGACUGGCCGGGCGCUGGCUCCAGCGCAGACCAGGACGACGAGGAAGGAGUGGUAAAAUUUCAGCCUUCCCUUUGGCCUUGGGACUCAGUGAGGAACAAUUUGAGAAGUGCCCUGACAGAGAUGUGUGUUCUCUAUGACGUUCUCAGUAUUGUUAGGGAUAAAAAAUUUAUGACUCUUGAUCCUGUCUCUCAGGAUGCACUUCCUCCAAAACAGAAUCCUCAGACGUUGCAAUUGAUAUCCAAAAAGAAGUCACUUGCUGGAGCAGCACAAAUCCUAUUGAAGGGGGCAGAAAGACUGACUAAAUCAGUUACCGAAAACCAAGAAAACAAGCUACAAAGAGACUUCAAUUCUGAGCUUUUGCGAUUACGGCAACACUGGAAACUUCGAAAAGUUGGAGAUAAAAUUCUCGGAGAUCUGAGCUACAGAAGUGCAGGAUCUCUCUUUCCUCAUCAUGGUACAUUUGAAGUAAUAAAGAAUACAGAUCUUGAUCUGGAUAAAAAGAUACCUGAAGAUUACUGUCCUCUUGAUGUCCAAAUUCCUAGUGAUUUAGAGGGGUCUGCAUAUAUCAAGGUUUCAAUACAAAAACAGGCUCCAGAUAUAGGUGACCUCGGCACAGUUAACCUCUUCAAACGACCUUUGCCCAAAUCCAAACCAGGUUCCCCACAUUGGCAGACAAAAUUAGAAGCGGCACAGAAUGUUCUCUUAUGUAAAGAAAUUUUUGCACAGCUCUCUCGGGAAGCUGUUCAAAUUAAAUCACAAAUCCCUCACAUUGUGGUGAAAAACCAGAUUAUCUCUCAGCCCUUUCCGAGCUUGCAGUUAUCUAUUUCUUUGUGCCAUUCCUCAAAUGAUAAGAAAUCCCAAAAAUUUGCUACUGAGAAGCAAUGUCCAGAGGACCACCUUUAUGUCCUAGAGCAUAAUUUGCAUCUACUGAUUAGAGAGUUUCAUAAACAGACCUUGAGUUCCAUCAUGAUGCCUCAUCCAGCAAGUGCACCUUUUGGCCACAAGAGAAUGAGACUUUCGGGUCCUCAUGCUUUUGAUAAAAAUGAAAUUAAUUCAUUACAGUCCAGUGAAGGGCUUCUGGAAAAAAUAAUUAAACAAGCAAAGCAUAUUUUUCUAAGGAGUAGAGCUGCUGCAACCAUUGACAGCUUAGCAAGCCGAAUUGAGGAUCCUCAGAUACAGGCUCAUUGGUCAAAUAUCAAUGAUGUUUAUGAAUCUAGUGUGAAAGUUUUAAUCACAUCACAAGGCUAUGAACAAAUAUGCAAGUCCAUUCAACUGCAAUUGAACAUUGGAGUUGAGCAGAUUCGAGUUGUACAUAGAGAUGGAAGAGUAAUUACACUGUCUUAUCAGGAGCAGGAGCUACAGGAUUUUCUUCUGUCUCAGAUGUCACAGCACCAGGUACAUGCGGUUCAGCAACUCGCCAAGGUUAUGGGCUGGCAAGUACUGAGCUUCAGUAAUCAUGUGGGACUUGGACCUAUAGAGAGCAUUGGUAAUGCGUCUGCCAUCACGGUGGCCUCCCCGAGUGGUGACUAUGCUAUUUCAGUUCGUAAUGGACCUGAAAGUGGCAGCAAGAUUAUGGUUCAAUUUCCUCGUAACCAAUGUAAAGACCUUCCAAAAAGUGAUGUUUUACAAGAUAACAAAUGGAGUCAUCUUCGUGGGCCAUUCAAAGAAGUUCAGUGGAAUAAAAUGGAAGGUCGAAACUUUGUUUAUAAAAUGGAGCUGCUUAUGUCUGCACUUAGCCCUUGUCUACUAUGAUUUUUUCCAGAUGUUUCCUAAAGAAGUUUCCAGAAACUUUGACUUGAAAUAUUUGCAGAUUAACUAUAAGCACAAAGAAGAGAUAACUUCCAAAAGAGUGCUGUUUUUGAAAAUAAUAAUUAGGAAAUGUUUAUUUAGCACUUUGAAACUUUUCACUUUAUAAAUGACAAGUGCUUUGAAAUGCAGAAGUUUAUGUACAGUUGUAUAUACAGUAUGACAAGAUGUAAAAUAAUACGUUUUUCAUGCAGUUUGAAAUAUUACUAACUUAAGGGUUUCUAUUUGCUUUUUAAAAUAUUCCUUCUUUGAUGUUGACAUCAAAUAAAGUGUGUGGUUUAAAAAAAUCUCCAAAUACUUUUUCCCCCAAAAUACUUUCUAAACUUUUUUUUUUUUUUUUUUUUGAGAUGGUGUCUCACUCUGUAGCCCAGUCUGGAGUGCAGUGGUGUGAUCAUGGCUCACUGCAGUCUUCACCUCCCAGGCUUAGGUGAUCCUUCUGUCUCAGCCUUCCGAGUAACUGGGACCACCGGCAUGCACUACCACACCUGGAUAAUUUUUGUAUUUUUUAUAAAGACAGGGUUUUUCCAUGUUGCCCAGGCUGGUUUCGAACUCGGCUCAAGUGAUCUACCUGCCUCUGCCCCCCAAAGUGCUAGGAUUACAGGCGUGAGCCACCAUGCCCAGCCUACUCUCUAAACUCUUGAAAACCUCUUCUUGUAGUUGUCUCCUUUAAGCUUUCCUGAGACUAACCUACAUAGGUAAUUUAAGAGCAUCCUCAGAAAGGACAGCUGAAGGCAUAGGAGGCAGAUUAUCUCUUUAGGGCGUCCUCAAGUUUUUUUGGUCUGUUCUCCCACUUUUUUUUUUUUUUUUUUUUUUGAGACGGAGUCUUGCUCUGUCUCCCAGGCGGGAGUGCAAUGGCGCGAUCUCGGCUCACUGCAAGCUCCGCCUCCCGGGUUCAUGCCAUUCUCCUGCCUCAGCCUCCCGAGUAGCUGGGACUACAGGCGCCUGCCAACACGUCCGGCUAAUUUUUUGUAUUUUUAGUAGAGAUGGGGUUUCACUGUGUUAGCCAGGAUGGUCUCGAUCUCCUGACCUCGUGAUCCGCCCACCUCGGCCUCCCAAAGUGCUGGGAUUACAGGCUUGAGCCACCGUGCCCGGCCUGUUCUCCCACUUGAAUGACCUCACCAGUUGAGACACCUAGUGCAUGGCUCAUGCCCAGCCUUCCACCUGGGAUUCUCCAACCUCCACCCAGCAGCCUUGGAUUGCUUUCUCCAAUUAAGGCCUUUCCAUUAGCUCUCUGCUUUUUCAAAGGGAAAAAACUAAUAGAUUAGUGGAUUAUCUUUUCCAAGGAACAGGUUUGCACUUCUUGGAAAUAGUGCCUAAAGUGUGCCCAUUAAUAUGAGGAUAGAUUUAGGCUUAUAAGCCUUUCGGUACCACUGAAAGUAAUAUCAUACAGGUGAGCUCUCCUUAUAAGUAAGGCUUUCAAUUUUUAAAACAGACAUCCUUCUUUAACAGUUUGUAAGAUGACUGUGCAGUAAUAAAAGUCCUUUGUAUUUC
Molecule: messenger RNA, 5912 nt
Organism: Symphalangus syndactylus (siamang)
Lineage: Eukaryota; Metazoa; Chordata; Mammalia; Primates; Hylobatidae
Gene: MED17
Product: mediator complex subunit 17
Biological process (GO): regulation of transcription by RNA polymerase II
Cellular component (GO): core mediator complex; mediator complex
Molecular function (GO): transcription coregulator activity
Source: RefSeq, a predicted model, not a curated record